CGUAAAGACAGCAGCAUCAGCAGAGCGGUACACAUCGUUCCAACUUAGUACAGAAAAAAAGUGCAUCGGGCACCGAUACUCUGCGCCAUCCGGGCUUAUAGAUACGUUAUCGCACCAGUAAUAACGUUUGGCCGGUGUAUCCAAACAUAUACAUAUAUAUACGGAAAAACACGACCAGCAGAGGCAUAUAUAUACAGCUGAAGGGGAGCGCGACCGAGAGAGAGUUGCCGAUCUCUCGAGCGAGCGAAAAAUCGGACGCCCGAGACAUCUGGAGUGCCGCGGAGUGUAUAUCCCCGUUGGUUGUGUGCGUGUGCUCGCGCGCGGAUAGAUAUAGAAAGUCCGGCUCGUUACGAAACUACUUACGGCCGCGCACUUCUCGCCGUGUGCCCCGUGUGUAAAAGUAGGUAGGCUCUCGCUCGGAUUUAUACACCUAUAUGUAUACGUAUAUGUAGCAGCGCCCGACAGAUCGAUCCGUUGUUGGAAGUUCCCUGCCAUCGGCCGAUCUCUCGGGUUCGGUAGUGGAUAGUACCGGUGAUGGGCGGUUUCGACCAACCUGCUGGCCAAGUUCUUCAGGAGCCGCAUCGAGAGUCGGCGACGGUUAAAAGGACGCGUGGUGCGUGUGAAUUAUCGGUCAUCACCUCUUGAGUACCGAUCGCAUCGAUUUUUGGUGUCGGAUCGUUUUGCAUGUACAACCCGUCAACAACGGCACAAGGAGCCGAGAGUGAUUGUGCGAUUGUGUGCUUGUGCGCGCCAGAGUUUACGUACACCUCGUAUAAGCAUACCUGUACUAUAGUAUCGUAAGUGGACGAACCGACGCUGGAAGGAUAUUACUGGACCGAGAGAUGCCUUGGCUGGACUCGCGGAUAUUAGCCGAGCUGGAGUGGCAGCAGUGAGCGGAGCCGUGUGACUGGCCGUCACGAUGCGCAUGUCGCUGCUGCUGAGACUGGUGUUAGCUGCAGCUGGUGCGCUGCUGGCGAGCGCCGUGGCCGACGGACAGGACCACGAGCGGGAGCAGCAACAUCGCCAGAACCACCACAAUCACCAUCACAAUAACAAUCACAAUCACCACAGUAGUCACCAUCGGGGCCGGACGGAGCGCCAGAGCCCGCCGGGCGAGAUGCUCGGCAAAGCAGAGCGAGCCAAGGCCAUCGGGGACCUCGAGGCGAGUCUGUUGUCGCUCCUCGGCUUCUCCAGGAGGCCGAGGCCGGCGCGUCCUGGUCAGGCCCACGUGCCCGAGCAGCUCAGGCAGCUCUACAGGCGAAACAGCGACAUCGGCGUCGCCAACAUCGCCAAGCGCCGCGUCGCCGGCACCGCCAACACCGUCCGAGCCUUCGUUCACGUCGAGAGUGAACUGGAUGGUGCGUUCACGUCGGCGCAUCUCUUCCGGCUGGCCUUCGACGUGACCAGCAUCCCCGAGAGCGAGAAGCUCCACGGGGCCGAGCUCACUCUGAGCCGAAACGGCCUGAGGAGGCCAGGGUUGAGCGACGACGCCAAGGAGACCCUCGUCCGCGUGAUGGUCCACGACAUCAUCCGGCCCGGGGUACGGGGCAAGAGCAAGCCACUGCUGCGGCUCAUCGACAGCAAGACCCUCGACAUAAGGUCCAACGCGAGCGUCAGCAUGGACGUGCACCCCGCCGUCGAGCGCUGGCUCAGCAACGAGCCCCACAGCACAAACCACGGCCUACUCGUCCAGGUGGUGGGCGAGCCAACGAGGCCCUCGAGCCCGCAUCACAAGAGCGAGCACGUGCGACUGCGGCGGAGCCUCGGCGAGAAGCCGGACAGUUGGCAGAGCGUCCAGCCGAGCUUGUACACGUACACGGACGACGGGCGCAACAGGAAGCAGUCGAGCGCGAACGAAAUGGUGGAGCGUAGGGCGCGCAGGGCGGCGAUGCGGAAGAACCGGCGCAAGGACGGCCGGGAGAAUUGCCGGCGGCACCCGUUGUACGUUGACUUUGUCGACGUGGGCUGGAACGAUUGGAUAGUCGCGCCCCCGGGUUACGACGCGUUCUACUGCCACGGGGACUGCCCGUUUCCCCUGGCGGCGCAUCUCAACUCGACGAACCACGCCAUCGUCCAGACCCUCGUCUACUCGACGAAUCCGAGCCUCGUGCCCAAGGCUUGUUGCGUCCCGACCUCCCUCGGCUCGAUAUCCAUGCUUUACCUCGACGAGGAGAACAAGGUGGUCCUCAAAAAUUACCAGGACAUGUCGGUACUCGGCUGCGGCUGUCGUUGAGUUGCAGGCUUUUCUCUCAAGCGCGAAAAGACGAUACCGUCGGUGCCGAUCCCAAGGACAGCCCACAAGUGCAGAUAUAUAUGUGUAUAUUAAAGUGCGCAGUUAACGAAAAUUAAAAAAAAAAGAAAAGAAAAAAUGUCGUGUGCGUCCGUGUGUAAUUAUAAUUAACGCAGUGUGUGUCUCUCUAGUGUCUUUGUUCGGGAGGUCCUUCCGUCUCAAGUCAUAUAAUUAUGCGUAUAUGGAAACAAUAUGACGCGUCGUUGUGUAUACGUGGACUCGAUGCGAGGAAAAAUUUACGAUUGCCUCGAUUAAUUGUGUAUAUAAUGUGUAUAAUUUAAAUAUGGGUGUAAUAUAUGGAAUUGACGGUGAAAGCGAUCGGUAUAAGUAAAAUCGGUAGUGAAGAUCUCGUUGAGCGAUUCAACGACGCGGUACUUGUAAAUUGUCCCCCACCGCUACGAAAAAUGUGUUUGCAAAAGACUCGAUAUCGGCUUUGGCAAUGACGAUGAUUAUAAUAUAUAUAUAUAUGCACCUACCAACACGUCGAGCAACAGAGAGAUGCGUAUGUAGAGAGAGAGAGAGAAGUGGCGGGCAGAAGAAUCGAGCCGAGCACGCAGCUUCGAAGACGAUGAAGAGGACUAUAAAGUCGAGAGGAGGAAGGAGAAGCAGGCAAGAAAGAGCGAGCGAGCCUCGAGAUAGGCGAAGAAGCCGAACCUCCUUGGGCACGUAUAAUUUAUUAAUAAGGCUGCCGAGAAAACCGGUAUAGAUUUAUACAGUCGUGGUGCGCGCACACACAUUCCACACGUAUCUCUCUCUUUUUUUUUUUUUUUUUUCACUUCUACCUCUGUAUGGAUGUGAAUGCGCGUGUGUGUGUGUGUGUGUGUACACGUACGCGUUGAUCAACACACCGAUCGAGCGAGAGAGACGUCCAGUCCGCGAUAGAACAAGAAACGCGCACACGUAUACACGAACGUGCGUGUACACAUCGCUGAUCUCUCACUCUCGCGUCGUACGAAAUAAAAUAAAAAAAAAAAUAAUAAUAAUAAUAAAUGUUUGCGAGCCACUCCAAUGCUUAUUGUGUGUGUGUGUUGGAUAUUUGCGUGUGCGCGCGGGACGCCAAGAGCGAGCGAGAAAGUGCGCGUGCGGCAGCCGAUUCGGUCUUGCGUCAUUGAAACAGUCAACAACCCGAUAUAAUAUAUAUAUACUGCUGUAUAGAAAUGAAAAAAAAAAAACAUUUUUUUUUUAACUUAGUCCGCGUCUGUGUGUUAUAAAUGCGUUGGUCGGUGAUUUUCCGACGAAUAUGGAAAAUAAAUGUGUACAAGGGAACGUGGGUGGAAAGUGAGAUUUUUCGGUCGUGAGGAUUGCAAGCAAAUACGAUGAGGAAUUUGGCGAUCGAAGGGGGGGGGGGGACUCGAAAUCAGUGCCCAGCCGCGGAAAAUGUAAAAAAAAAACGCAACCGGCUAAUUCUUCCUCGGUGGGAGCAAUUGAAAAUUGAUUUGCAGCUUCGAGACGCGAGCUGUUGUGGAAAUAAUAUUUGUACAAGUGUAUAUGGACGGGACAACGCAAUACCCCGUUGUAAAAAGAAAGGAAAAAAAAAAAAAAAUAUGAAAAAGAAAAUGCAAUCUAUUAACGAAAUAUUCAUGUGAUUUUUAUUAUUUUUUUAUGUAAUUUUUUUUUUCUUUGCCUAAUAUAAAGAAAAAUAAAAAAAAUAACGUAUAUUUAUCGUAAAACCGUACCUGCUUAAGGAUUACUAUUUAUUGUAUCAUUGUUUUUUUUCUCUUUACUGCGUAUUAUACCCAAUGGAUUGUAUCGAUGCGCCGUAAAUGCAUUGUGUUAUUGAUGUAACCAUCAAAUGGAUGAAUAGUUAAGUGUGUAUAUAUAAUCUGAAUAGACAGAUACGAAUGGCGAUUGUUCGUUUGACGGUACGUAAUGUAUGUAGGUGAGGAGAAAAAAAAAAAAAAAA
This is a messenger RNA of Copidosoma floridanum, 4193 nucleotides long. RefSeq names its product protein decapentaplegic. NCBI's taxonomy places the organism in Eukaryota, Metazoa, Arthropoda, Insecta, Hymenoptera, Encyrtidae. The record is from RefSeq and is a predicted model, not a curated record. Gene Ontology annotation, molecular function: growth factor activity; cytokine activity. Gene Ontology annotation, cellular component: extracellular region.